UCCGCAGGAAGUACAAGGGCAGACUACCCUCAAAUGUAAAAGGCGCAAGCUAGUAAUGCUAUUCAAAUCUAAUAUUUGGACGUUAUUUUACUGAUUUACAGUUAAAGCGUGCUUGUUCUUAAGCACAAAGGAAGCAGAAAUGGCAGGGGGCUCGAUCGAAAUCCCGCUAAGGGAUACAGACGAGGUGAUAGAGCUUGACCUGGACCAGCUUCCAGAAGGAGAGGAAGUGCUCAGUAUUCUUCGACAAGAAGUAGCUCCCCUGCACAUCUGGGUUACUCUUGCACUUGAAUACUACAAACAAGGAUUCAUCGAUGACUUUCUUAAAAUCCUUGAAGCAUCUCGCACAGAUGCCAGCCAGGACUAUCCCAACAGUGAGCGUGAUCAAAUGCGAUCACUUGAUACACUGGCAGCUCAUUAUGUCCAGCAGGCUCAUCGUGAGAAGAACAAGGACAAAAAGCGAGAGUUAUUCACCAAGGCAACUCUGCUGUAUACCACUGCUGACAAAAUUAUCAUGUAUGACCAGAACCAUCUGCUUGGCCGUGCCUACUUCUGUUUGUUGGGGGACAAGAUGGAGCAGGCUGAUGCUCAGUUCAACUUUGUGCUGAAUCAGUCUAGCAAUAACAUUCCAUCUUUGCUUGGCAAAGCAUGCAUUGCCUUCAACAAGAAAGACUGGCGAGGAGCUCUGGCCUACUACAAAAAAGCCCUCCGCACCAACCCCAAGUGUCCUGCAUCUGUUCGUCUUGGCAUGGGUCACUGCUUUGUGAAGCUCAACCGCUUACCAAAAGCAAGAAUGGCAUUUGAGCGAGCCUUACAGCUAGAUGCACAGUGUGUCGGGGCACUUGUUGGUCUGGCAGUGCUGGAGCUCAACACAAAGACUCAAGAUUCAAUUAAGAGCGGUGUGCAGUUGCUGUCCCGUGCCUAUGCUAUUGAUCCUACCAACCCAAUGGUGCUCAACCACCUCGCAAAUCAUUUCUUCUACAAAAAGGACUAUCAGAAGGUGCAACAUCUUGCCCUGCAUGCUUUGCACAAUACUGAAAACGAGGCAAUGCGAGCCGAGAGCUGUUAUCAGCUAGCUAGGGCUUUCCAUGUGCAAGAAGACUACGAUCAGGCCUUUCAGUAUUACUAUCAAGCCACACAGUUUGCUCCUACCAGCUUUGUGUUGCCUUUCUUUGGACUUGGCCAGAUGUACAUCUAUAGAGGUGACAAUGACAAUGCUGCUCAGUGUUUUGAGAGAGUACUGAAAGCACAGCCCAACAACUAUGAGACAAAAAAGAUUCUAGGAUCACUCUAUGCCAACACUUUUGACUUGGAGAAACGGGAGAUCGCAAAGCAACAUCUCAAGAAGGUCACAGAACAGUUUCCUGAUGAUGUAGAAGCAUGGAUAGAGCUGGCACAGAUUUUGGAACAGUCCGAUGUGCAGGGUGCCCUCUCAGCAUAUGGAACAGCAACUCGCAUUUUGAAGGAAAAAGUGGAAGCAGAUGUACCUCCAGAGAUUUUAAAUAAUGUUGCUGCCCUGCAUUUCCGUCUUGGUAACUUCCAGGAAGCAAGGAAAUACUAUGAGGCCUCCCUUGAGCGAUCAAAAACAGAUGCACAGCAUGAUGAAACAUACUACAGUGCCAUUUCUGUGACAACGACCUACAACCUUGCCCGCUUAUAUGAGGCGCUGCAUGAGUACGACAAAGCUGCCAAAUUUUACAGAAACAUCUUACGAGACCAUCCCAACUAUGUAGACUGCUAUCUCAGGCUUGGAUGUAUGGCUCGUGAUCGUGGCCAAAUUUAUGAAGCAUCUGAUUGGUUUAAAGAAGCUUUGCAGAUUAAUCAGGAUCACCCAGAUGCCUGGUCACUGAUUGGCAGUCUCCACUUGGCAAAACAGGAAUGGGGUCCAGGUCAGAAGAAGUUUGAGCGAAUUCUUCAGAGACCACAGACAAAAGAUGAUGCGUAUUCACUUAUCGCCUUGGGAAAUGUGUGGCUACAGACACUGCAUCAACCCAUGAGGGACAAAGACAAGGAAAAGAGACACCAGGACAGGGCCCUGGCCAUGUACAAACAGGUGCUCAGGAAUGACCCCAAAAAUAUCUGGGCUGCUAAUGGCAUAGGCUGUGUGCUAGCUCACAAAGGCUGUAUCAAUGAGGGACGUGACGUGUUCGCCCAGGUUCGUGAAGCCACAGCUGAUUUUUGUGAUGUCUGGUUGAACAUUGCUCAUAUCUAUGUAGAGCAACGCCAGUUUGUGGCAGCAGUACAAAUGUACGAGAAUGCACUGAAGAAAUUUUUCAAGAACCACAAUGUUGAAGUGAUGGUGUAUCUGGCUCGGGCCUAUUUUAAAUGUGGCAAACUACAGGAUUGCAAGACCACACUUCUGAAGGCUCGUCAUGUAGCACCCCAUGAUACAGUCCUACUGUACAAUAUUGCGUUGGUACAGCAGAAGUUGGCCACAUCAGUGCUCAAAGAUGAGAAGAGUAACCUGAAGACAGUACUUACUGCUGUCCGAGACUUGGAAUUAGCCCACAGAUAUUUCAGCUACCUUAGUCAGAAUGGGGACAGGAUGAAGUUCGACCUAAACCAGGCAGCUGCUGAAGCAAGGCAGUGCUCAGAUUUGCUGAGUCAGGCCCAGUAUCAUGUGGCACGUGCACGCAGAAUUGAUGAAGAAGAGAAAGAGAUUCGUAAACGACAGGAAGAGGAAAGGGAGGCCAUUCGACAGAAGCAUCUGGAAGAACAGUUAGAGAAGCAGAGAGCCAAAGAAGAGAUGGAUAAAAAGCUGUUGGAGCAAAGAGCAGUGUUCAUUGAGAAAGCAAAGACCAUUAACCUGGAGACCUUACCUGAAGACAAGCCACGAAAAUCUGGGAAGAAGAAACGAGCUGAGGAUGGGGAGAUUCUGUCUGAAGGCAGCGAAGAUGAAGCACCACGCAAAAAACGCAAGAAGAAGCAUGGCAGUGGAUCAGAAGGUGAAGACGAGGAUGGGGAGCGCAAAUCUAAGAAGAAAAGAAAGAGGUCAAGAAAGAAUCGGGGUGAGUCUGAUGAAGAAGGUGAAGGCCGGGAACGGCCUCGCAAGAAAGGACGAAAACAGAAGGAAGGGAAAGAAAGCAAGAAGAAGAAACAGGUGGAGGAUGAGGAUGGGCUUACAGCCAAGCAGCGACGCAAAGUUGUUUCCAAGGCAAUCAUUUCUUCCAGUGAAGGCUCAGAAUCAGAAGAUGAAAAACUUAAGAUUGAUGAUGAAAGUGGCAGUGAAAAUGAAGAUGUUGGUAAGCGCCGUCGCAUCUUAUCCUCUGGAAGCGAGAGUGAUGGUGGCAGUGGUGCCAGGAGGUCCAGGUCUCGCUCAGGAUCCAGAUCUGGCUCAGAUCGGCAGUCACGAUCUCGAUCUGGUUCUGGAUCCAGAUCCAGGUCAGGAUCUCGAUCUGGGUCUCGUUCAGCAUCUGGGUCUCGAUCACGGUCAAGAUCUCCAUCAGGAUCUCGCAAAGGAUCAGGAUCUGAGUCUGAUGGUGGACAGAAAUCUGGAGAUGAGGGAAGAGAAACUAGCCGGUCUCCCAGGUCAGGUAGUGGUUCUCCCAGAUCGCGUUCAGGAUCACCAAGAUCUCGUUCAGCAUCCCCAAGAUCAGGUGCUGGGUCACCAAGAUCUGGAUCAGCAUCACCCAGAUCAGGUGAAGAAGGAUCACCCAGGUCUGGUGGUGGGUCACCCAGGUCUGGUGGUGGAUCACCCAGGUCUGGUGGUGGAUCACCCAGGUCUGGUGGUGGAUCACCCAGAUCUGCUGGUGGAUCACCAAGAUCUGGUUCAGGGUCACCCAGGUCAAGGAGUGGAUCACCCAAGUUGGCGGGUGGGUCUGGUUCUGACAGCGAGUGAUGAGUCUGUGUCAUCUGUUUCAUCAGCUAUCAUCUGAUUUUAAUUGGGGAAAAAACACUUCUAUAGCCUUUCUUGAAAAACAGUGAUCCCCACAGGAGUCAUCAAGAAGCAUGUUUCCUCAAAUAUAUGGACUCUUCACCUGAACUAUGUGCAACGUUUACAUUUUAGGUUUUAAAUAAAUAUAAGCAUUGGAUAAAAUAUAUAGACAAAUACAUGACAACUGAAAAGGGCUAGAAGAGAAUCAAGCUUAAACUGUCAUACUGCACAUUUAGAUGUCAUGGAGCUAAUGUAAGAGAGUGCAUCUGGAAGUAAUUAGUUGCUGUGCAUUUAUGAAUGUCAUUCAGUGGGUGGGUUUCAACUGGGAGGUAAAGAAUACUUUCUCAGCUCUUUAAAUUUGUGCAGAGUACGCUGUUUGGCAUUUGUUUGCAUACUUACUAAAAUCAUUUUUUAAGUGGAAAAUUUACCAACUAAUUUUUCACAGUGGGGUAGCACACUCUGACACAUUUCUACUUUAGUUUGAAGACAAUACUGAUAUUUUUUACAAUCUACAAAAUAAGUAUGAUAAAGCCAGAGCUAAAGUUUAAACAGACUGAACCAGUAAACUACUUGACAUUGCUUUAUUCCUAAUCUUUCAACUGAUUUUAUAAAAUCUUUUAAUAUUUCAUGGCCUUUUUAAUGUAGAUGAUAAAAGUACCUUUCAUAAUUAUUUGGCACAGUAAACAUAAGAAAAGAAUUUAUGAUAUAUAAUUAGAAAUAAAUGAAACCAUAUGGUAUACAGACUCAAUAAGGUUAAACUAGUCAUGUAACUUGUCCAGUGAUUUGUCAGAGGACACAUUUUAUAUGAGGGUUGGGUGGUGCCAGACUCCAUUCUCUAUCUUUCUCUCUGCGCCUUACCGUCCCCAGCCCUGUAAGUGAUAAGGUACCCAUUUAAUGCCUGGAUCAACUACAGGAAAUUUUAUUCACUGCGCUGUUAUAAAACUGGCUUUAUGUACAUGCCUCUAGCCUUGGAUUCUCUUACUUCUCAGCUAUCUGUUUCUCCAGAAUGUAAAUGCUGUUUGUAAGCUGCUAAGUGACUAAAGGAGAGGCAACCUGGCCAAAAAAAAAAAUCAGUUAAAGAAUAGUUCACAUUCUGUAUUGCCUUUCCUUCUAUUCUUAGUGAUGCCAAGAUUUUAAUGGUCUGGAGAUCUUCGUCUCUUGGCAACAACUAUAGGACCUUGAAUGUGUUAGUAUCAUGUGAGUGCAUGUGUUAUAAUUCAUUCCAGGAUUAUUUUAUUUUUACUUUAAAGAAUGUUAUUCAUAAAUUGCCGGGUAACUGGCAUUCUUCAUAUUAUCAUCAGUGCAACAGGUUCCCAUAAGAAAUGCUGUCAACAGAAAAAAGGCUUAAGAAGACAUCAUUUUCAGAGCCUUUCUUAGUCACCAACACUUGGUGAAGAUUUUAUAACAGUCCAAUCUGUAAUGUGUAAUGAUUAGUCGUACAAUUAACUCCUCUUAUAUGCAUACCCUCCUGACCAAAUUUAAUGUGCUUAUAGAAGAGCAUGCUUCGUAUAUUAAAAUGAAUUUAAAGUGGUUGGGACGUUAAUUCUAGGUAAGGACAUAAUGUACUAAAAGCAGCAUUUGGAUAUUAAAGGCAACAAAAAGACAAUCUUGUGAAAA
Messenger RNA from Pomacea canaliculata, 5488 nucleotides. RefSeq names its product RNA polymerase-associated protein CTR9 homolog. Gene Ontology annotation, biological process: regulation of DNA-templated transcription. Gene Ontology annotation, molecular function: RNA polymerase II complex binding. Lineage: Eukaryota; Metazoa; Mollusca; Gastropoda; Architaenioglossa; Ampullariidae. The record is from RefSeq and is a predicted model, not a curated record. Gene Ontology annotation, cellular component: Cdc73/Paf1 complex.